Cavia porcellus (domestic guinea pig) is the source of this 991-nucleotide messenger RNA. RefSeq names its product histone H3. The transcript has a single exon. The coding region runs from base 25 to 435 and encodes 136 amino acids. Gene Ontology annotation, molecular function: structural constituent of chromatin; protein heterodimerization activity; DNA binding. Lineage: Eukaryota; Metazoa; Chordata; Mammalia; Rodentia; Caviidae. Gene Ontology annotation, cellular component: nucleosome. The record is from RefSeq and is a predicted model, not a curated record.
CAAGUGCUUAUUUUUAUUCUUACCAUGGCUCGCACAAAGCAGACCGCGCGUAAGUCUACUGGUGGCAAGGCUCCGCGCAAGCAGCUAGCUACCAAAGCUGCUCGUAAGAGCGCCCCGGCCACCGGCGGAGUGAAGAAGCCGCACCGCUACCGUCCGGGCACUGUGGCCCUGCGCGAGAUCCGGCGCUACCAGAAGUCCACCGAGCUGCUCAUACGCAAGCUGCCGUUCCAGCGGCUGGUGCGCGAGAUCGCACAGGACUUCAAAACCGAUCUGCGUUUCCAGAGCUCGGCGGUCAUGGCGCUGCAGGAGGCGUCGGAGGCCUACCUUGUAGGUCUUUUCGAGGACACCAACCUGUGUGCCAUCCACGCCAAGCGGGUCACCAUCAUGCCGAAAGACAUCCAGCUCGCACGCCGGAUUCGUGGGGAGAGGGCAUAGACUUACAGAAAGUCAGAUAACUGUAAACCCAAAGGCUCUUUUCAGAGCCACCUACAACUUCACUGAAAGUGCUGUCCUCCCAAUGUCUCAACUGGUGUUUGCAGGGUACUUAUAUUGUAUUUUUCUGCCCACACUUAAAGUACCUUAUGGUUUGAAGCACGCUUAGUGCUUAGCUGGCCAAAGCUGUUGUGGUCAGUUUUACUGAUGCAUGGACCUUUAAGCGUCUCAUUUUCUACCAUGGGAAGUAAAUGCAGAUAAUACUGUUAAGUAUGCUUUGAAGAUCGUUCAUCCGCAAAGCCUGUAGGCGUACUUUAUGGAGCAGCCAAGGUUUUGGUCAAGUUUUGCGAAACUUAACCAGUUUUCCUGGGCACUCCCAGAAGCAUUAAUGUAUGAUCUGACAUGGCCAACAAUAAGUAUUCAGUACCCAUUUAAUACCGACCUGUAAUUUCUUGAGGUAACUGGCAAAAUGUAGCUGUAGUUAUAAAUGUCCCACGUCCACAUUCUCUGCUGUUAUAUUCAAACAGAAUAGGUAAAAUAAAUUGGAAACCCAAUUCUA